Molecule: messenger RNA, 5895 nt
Organism: Rhincodon typus (whale shark)
Lineage: Eukaryota; Metazoa; Chordata; Chondrichthyes; Orectolobiformes; Rhincodontidae
Product: probable voltage-dependent R-type calcium channel subunit alpha-1E
Exons: 41
Coding region: 1-5895 (1964 amino acids)
Biological process (GO): chemical synaptic transmission; calcium ion import across plasma membrane
Cellular component (GO): neuronal cell body; voltage-gated calcium channel complex; membrane
Molecular function (GO): calcium ion binding; high voltage-gated calcium channel activity
Source: RefSeq, a predicted model, not a curated record
AUGCUGAGGCCUUUACUCGAGAGGUUUCGGCAUGAGGAGGCUGAGCAGGGAGACAGGGUGAAGCAGACAAAUGAUGCCUUAGGGGCGACGUGGAAUUGGCUCUACUUCAUCCCACUCAUUAUCAUUGGCUCCUUCUUUGUGUUGAACCUGGUGCUCGGAGUCCUGUCUGGCGAAUUUGCCAAGGAGCGGGAGAGGGUGGAGAACAGGAGGUCGUUCCUGAAGCUGCGCAGGCAGCAGCAAAUCGAGCGGGAGCUGAACGGUUACCGAGCGUGGAUUGACAAAGCCGAGGAGGUGAUGCUGUUGGAAGAAAAUAAAAACGCUGGGGAAAAAUCCGCACUGGAUGUCCUUAGAAGAGCAACAAUCAAGAAGGGACGAAUGGAGAUGAUCCACACAGAAUCGAGUGACGACCACUACACCGAAAUCUCUUCUGUCGGUUCGCCAUUAGCGAGGGCCAGCAUCAAGAGCACCAAGCUGCUGGAGGGCUCGUCCUAUUUCCACCGGAAAGAACGCAUGCUGCGCAUCUCCAUCCGUCACAUGGUCAAGUCCCACGCCUUCUACUGGAUUGUCCUGAGCCUGGUGGCCCUCAACACAGUAUGCGUCGCUAUUGUCCACUAUGACCAGCCUUUGUGGCUCACCAACUUCCUCUACUAUGCCGAGUUCACCUUUCUGGGACUCUUUCUCUUCGAGAUGUUUCUGAAGAUGUACGGCUGCGGUCUGCGACUAUACUUUCACUCCUCCUUCAAUUGCUUUGACUGUGGGGUGAUUAUCGGCAGUAUAUUUGAUGUGGUUUGGACCAUGAUUCGCCCAGAGACAUCGUUUGGUAUCAGUGUACUCCGAGCACUGCGACUGCUCAGGAUAUUUAAAGUCACAAAGUACUGGGCAUCUCUGCGCAACCUGGUUGUUUCAUUAAUGAGUUCAAUGAAAUCCAUCAUCAGUCUGCUGUUUCUUCUCUUUCUCUUCAUCGUUGUGUUUGCACUGCUGGGGAUGCAGCUCUUUGGUGGACAGUUCAACUUUGAGGAUGGCACCCCACCGACCAACUUUGACACCUUUCCUGCGGCGAUCAUCACAGUGUUUCAGAUUUUAACGGGUGAGGACUGGAAUGAGGUGAUGUACAACGGCAUAAAAUCCCAGGGCGGAGUGAACUCAGGAAUGUGGUCAUCUGUCUAUUUCAUUGUCCUUACACUCUUUGGAAACUACACCUUGCUCAAUGUCUUCCUGGCCAUCGCUGUGGAUAAUCUGGCCAAUGCCCAAGAGCUAACAAAGGAGGAGCAGGAAGAAGAGGAGGCCAUCAACCAGAAACACGCGCUGCAAAAAGCAAAAGAGGUCAGCCCGAUGUCCGCACCUGGCUUCCCUUCGACUGAGAGGGAAUUUCGGAGGCACAAACACAUGUCUAUCUGGGAGGCCAGAACCAGCCAGCUGAGGAGACGGAUGCAGAUGAGCAGCCACGAGGCCCUCUUUGCUGAGGCUUUGCAAGGGCUGGAGGGGAGCAGGUACAGGAGGCACCGUUCCAGGGUCUAUGAGGGUGAAAGCCUCCGGCGUCUGGCUGAGCAGAGGGCCAGGGAGGCCGGAGAGGGAGAGGCUGGUAAGCGAGAGGGCUUUAAGAGUCUGUCGCUUCGCAACAACUGGCAACCCACGGGAGAGAACAAGGAAAGCCCUUCCCCCAAAGUCAACGGCGACCAGGAGUGCAACCAGGGCAAAGCCUAUAACCGGCAGGCAGAGAGCAGGCAGAGCCUCACACUGGACGAACCCGCAAGGCUGAAGAGGAGGUACCGAUCGCUGUAUAAGGAGGCCAAGCUGGGCCUGGAGGAAAGCGACGAGACCAAUCUCAGCCACAACAGGGCCAGCAACAGCAAAGAGGACGGGCUGCCUCCGCCCAAGGAGCAAGAGGAGACUGGCCCGCCAAGCCACAGCCCCAAGGAGAAAGGUGCCCGUGAGCCGACAAAGGCACACUCCUGGAGAGGGAGACCCCACACAAGCCGCCUGAAUCAACAGUCGGGCGCCAACACGAACAUACCCACAGCGCAAGUGGGGGCAGAGAGCGCCAGAGUCGCAGGGAGUGAAAAUCCAGACAGUACGAGAAACAGCAAGAUCGAUAAGCAGCAAAUCAACGAGCAGACCAGCUUGCUCAAUCUGCAGCUGGAUCUAAAAAACACGCCCGCAUCGCCGCGGCUGACUGAGUCGGCAAGUUGCAAUAACCGGGACCAGGAUAAGUCUCGUGAUCAGACGGAGGUCGAUGUGGACUGCGAAAACACUGAGACCCCCAUGGAUUCCCUCGUCGCACCAGGGAACAACCCGAGUAAAUGCAGCAGCAACAGCUCAGUCAAGAACGAGGUGAAAAAGUCCCGAACAAUUCUUCCCUACAGCUCCAUGUUCCUCUUUAGCACGACCAAUCCGCUGCGCAAGGCGUGUCACUUCGUCGUGAACCUGCGGUACUUUGAGAUGUGCAUCCUGCUGGUGAUCGCAGCCAGCAGUAUAGCUCUGGCCGCAGAGGACCCCAUUCACAAAGACUCCGAAAGGAACCAGGUGCUCAGGUACUUUGACUAUGUGUUCACUGGAGUCUUCACAUUCGAAAUGGUGAUAAAGAUGAUCGACAUUGGUUUGAUAUUCCACGAAGGCUCGUAUUUCCGCGACGUUUGGAACAUUCUGGAUUUUAUUGUGGUCAGUGGGGCCCUGGUUGCAUUUGCGUUCACGGGCUCCAGUGGAAAGGACAUAAACACAAUCAAGUCCCUCCGUGUUCUGAGAGUUCUCAGGCCCCUGAAGACUAUUAAGCGGCUUCCCAAAUUGAAGGCGGUGUUCGACUGCGUGGUGACAUCACUGAAGAACGUGUUUAACAUCCUGAUAGUCUACAAACUCUUCAUGUUCAUCUUUGCAGUGAUCGCCGUACAGCUCUUCAAGGGCAAGUUUUUCUACUGCACAGACAGCAGCAAGCUCACUAAAAAGGAAUGCAGAGGCCAGUAUGUGGUCUAUGAGACCGAGAAUAAAGUAGUGGAUCGUGAGUGGAAACGUUACGACUUUCACUACGACAACGUCAUCUGGGCCCUGUUGACACUGUUCACUGUCUCCACAGGAGAGGGCUGGCCUCAGGUCCUGCAGCAUUCAGUGGAUGUGACGGAAGUAGACCAAGGACCCAUUCCGGGGAACAGAAUGGAAAUGUCCAUCUUCUACAUUGUCUAUUUCGUUGUCUUCCCCUUCUUCUUCGUCAAUAUCUUUGUGGCGUUGAUCAUCAUCACUUUCCAGGAGCAGGGAGACAAGAUGCUGGAGGAGAGCAGUCUGGAGAAAAAUGAGAGAGCCUGCAUCGAGUUUGCCAUCAGUGCCAAACCCUUGACAAGAUACAUGCCACAGAACAGACAGACCUUCCAGUACAGAGUCUGGCACUUCGUGGUGUCCCCUUCCUUCGAGUACACCAUCUUGACGAUGAUAGCACUAAACACCGUUGUCCUCAUGAUGAAGCAUCAUUCCCCACCACCGGGCUUCGUUACUGUCCUGAAAUUUAUGAACAUCGCCUUCACCAUCAGCUUCACACUUGAGUGUGUCCUCAAAAUCAUUGCCUUCGGAUUCCUGAAUUACUUCCGAGAUUCCUGGAACGUAUUUGACUUUGUGACGGUGGUGGGCAGCAUCAGUGAGAUCAUCGUUAACGAGUGCAAACUGAAGUUUGUGAACCUGAGCUUCCUGAAACUGUUCCGUGCUGCUCGACUGAUCAAGCUGCUGCGCCAGGGCUACACCAUUCGGAUUCUCCUCUGGACCUUUGUGCAGUCCUUCAAGGCCCUCCCAUAUGUCUGCCUGCUGAUUGCCAUGUUGUUCUUCAUCUACGCCAUCAUUGGGAUGCAGCUCUUUGGAAACAUCGGCCUGGAUGACAGUACCCCCAUUAACCGACACAACAACUUCCACACUUUCUUCAAUGCUUUGAUGCUGUUGUUCAGGAGUGCGACAGGGGAGUCAUGGCAGGAGAUCAUGCUGGCAUGCCUGAGUGAGAAGAGAUGUGAGGGUUCCUCAGAGCACCGCUGUGGCACCGACUUUGCUUAUUUCUAUUUUGUCUCCUUCAUAUUCCUCUGCUCGUUCCUUAUGCUGAACCUGUUUGUGGCCGUCAUCAUGGAUAACUUCGAGUACCUGACCCGAGAUUCAUCGAUCCUGGGCCCGCAUCACCUCGAUGAAUUUGUGCGAGUCUGGGCUGAGUAUGAUCGAGCUGCCUGCGGCCGAAUCCAUUACACUGACAUGUAUCAAAUGUUGACCCUUAUGUCACCGCCGCUGGGUCUGGGGAAGAAAUGUCCUUCGAAAGUGGCUUACAAGAGGCUGGUAUUGAUGAACAUGCCUGUGAGUGAUGACAAGACUGUUCAUUUCACUUCCACCCUCAUGGGCCUAAUCAGGACAGCACUUCACAUCAAGCUUGCAAAAGGUGGAGCAGAUAAGCAGCAGUUAGAUGCAGAGUUACGAAAGGAAAUUAUGACUAUCUGGCCUCACCUCUCUCAGAAGACACUAGACCUCCUAGUUCCCAUCCAUAUGCCCACUGACCUUACAAUCGGCAAAAUCUACGCUGCCAUGAUGAUCAUGGAUUACUACAAACAGAGUAAAACCAAAAAAUACCAACAGCUACAGGAGGAGCAGAGUCGAACGCCGAUGUUCCAGCGGAUGGAAGCUUCAUCUCUGCCUCCACAGAUUAUCUCCAGUACCAAAGCACUGCCUUUUCUACACUCAGACAUGGGCCAUGACAUGGAUAGCAGAAGUGAGUUUGCCCCCCUGGUGCCCUUGCCCCCAUCGAUUAUGUUCCAGCAUAGCAGGACGUCAGCACGGCAAGCAGACGAAUUUCGUGACCAGCGGCUAAAGGAUCUAGAGAAAGGAAAAUUGGAAUAUCCCCACAACAGCCAUUACCUCCCCAUCGAAAACCAAGGACGGGCUGUGUCAAUGCCACGACUGGAGCUGGAGUCUGAGUCGACGGAAGGCAGAAGCCCAAUGAAACGUUCGUUCUCCACAUUUGCUGGCCAUCACUUGAGUGGGAGCUGGCUCAGUGAGUACUCACUCGAGAGAGCCGGCCCAGACGACCUGUACCAGAAACGGGGAUGCAGACCGCUAAGGUCAUCCGGCAAGUCUUCAACUGCAGCGCUCCGAACAGCAGACAUCCCUUACAUAGACAGCCUGGACAGAAGCCGUUCAAAGGAAAGGAAACACUUGCUGUCACCUGAUAGAUCCCUGUGCACCUCAGCAGAACGUGCUCAGUAUCCACAGCACCAUCCCCGGGAUGAGAGGCUAUCUCGGUCCCCUAGUCUCGGCCAAUCUCGUUCUCACCGGGGACAGGCUAGCAGUCCAGCAAGUGACAGCCCCAUCCCUUCAACGUCUGGGACCAGCACGCCAAGACACGGGCGGCGGCAGAUCCCACAGACACCCCCGAAACCGCGGCCACACAUCUCCUACUCUCCGGUUGCCCAGCGGCCUGAGCCGUGGUCGCUGCUGCCCUCCUGUGAGCACGCCACGCCAAGGGGCAAGGGGGAGUGCCAGUACCAGUCGUUGAGGGUGCGGCCCAGCAAGGUCCUGUGGAGCGAGUCGCCGGGCCUGAGCGCCAAGAGCGAGAGCCAGCACUCGACACCGCUGCGCUACAUCUCUGAGCCGUCACUGAGCCUGCACGAGGAAGGGGGCAGCCUGGACCAGGAGCAGGGCCCCGGGGAGGAGACCCUCACUUUCGAGGCCGCUGUCGCCACCAGCCUCGGCCGCUCGCACACCAUCUCGUCGGCACCACCACUCCGCCACAGCUGGCAGCUUCCCAACGGCAGCUACCGCGCCAGGCUGGGGGCGUCCGGGCCACGGGCCACGGGCUCAGGGCCAGCUACCGUCAGCAGCGGGCCACCCCUCACUCUCACCGACCAGGGCCAGGAACAGGACCAGGACCAGGACGACCAGUGUUAG